UAUUUGAAGAUCAUCAAGAGGGUAGAUAUGUCUGAUUUUACCAGUGGACUUCUCUUGUGCAAGAGGUUUUACCUUUUUCCCCAAAUUACGAUUGAAACUGACAUAUUUGCUGAGGGAAAUAAAUUGAUGGAAAAGUUGUAGGCCUACCUUACCGUAUUAGCUCCCCCAAGUGGUGCUGAAGAGAAACGUGGUGACGUCAGUGAGCUCUACUGUGCGUCGACAUGUAGUUCCAAACUUGCCAUAUGUGUUAUAAUAGACCAAAGCAAUGUUGGCCAUCGGUAAGCACGGUGAAGCAAAGGGAGGAUAUCUCUAUUUACAUACCCGAUAAAGCGAUUGGGGAAUACUGCAGGAGAGGAAGUGAUCCGACUCUGUGACUGCUUCUUCCAACUUCCUGCUCAAAAAGAAAGAAAAAAUCAGGAUCUCAUUACAGUUGAAGAAAGUGUCCUGCGACAGACAGUAUGGAAAAAGAAAUCAUCGUUCAGAAUUUUGUUUAGAAACCAUCAGGAAUUAAUCAACACAUUUCAUCGAGGGGUAUGGAGAGUGCCAUCACACUAUGGCAGUUUCUACUGCAGCUGCUUCUGGACCAGAGUCACAAGCACCUCAUCUGCUGGACCUCCAACGACGGCGAGUUCAAACUGCUCAAAUCCGAGGAGGUGGCCAGGUUAUGGGGCCUUCGAAAGAACAAGACCAAUAUGAACUACGACAAGCUGAGCAGAGCUCUCCGCUAUUAUUAUGAUAAGAAUAUCAUCAGAAAGGUGAUCGGACAGAAAUUUGUUUACAAGUUUGUGUCAUUUCCGGACAUUCUCAAGUUGGAUCCCCAAGCUGUAGAAAUGGGUCAAGAUUUCAGUACGGUAGUGGUCACCAAAGACGAGGCCCAGGAGAUGGAGGCUCGGAUAAAGGAGGAGGUGGAGGACGACGACGACGAUGAGGAGUCCCCAGACCCUGCCAUAUCGGCGGCCCUUCAAGUCCAGGCGUGCUACCACGAGUACUUCCGUUCGGGCCUGUACCCGGGCUUGUCAUUCAGCUCCCUGCAGAGCCAGUCGCAGCUUCUGCAGGCCAUCCGACAGAGGCACGGAGAUCCCCGUGAGGAGGCUCAGAGCGUUAUACAGUUUGUCGCCCAGGCAGCCGAGAAGAGCGACGCCCUCUCCUCCUCCCGCCGUCCGUCCUCCUCCGAGUCAUCUCUCUCCUCCAGGCCCUCGAAGCAGUCACCCCGGUCCCCCUCGCCACUCUCCGUGGCACCCUCCCACCCCACUCAGGCCUGGAGGAGCCCCAAGGCGGAGGACUCCGAGCAGGACGUGCAGCCGCUCAACUUAUCCUCAGGAAGCAGAGAGAGCGCCCUGACCUCAGACAGGAGAAGCCACCAGGCGUCCGGCUCCGCGUCCAGGAGCAAAAAGCCCAAAAGCCUGGAGAUCGCCAACCCUUCCGUGGUGCUGACAGGAAGUGACCUCGGUUCUAUUGCCCUGAACAGUCCCGCUCUGCCGUCGGGCUCCCUCACACCAGCACUCUUCACAGCACAGACGCCGUCUGGGCUCCUGCUGAGCCCCAGCCCCCUGCUGUCAGGCCUCCAGCUCUGGAACAGCCUGAGUCCUGUGGGGCCCCUGAGCCCCAGCCAUUUGCAGGGCCACGGUCCCCUCUUCCAGUUCCCCACCUUACUGAAUGGAUAUGUCACAGUGCCCAUGUCCAGUUUGGAUGGCUCUUCCUCCCCCUUGCUGCUCUCCUCCACCAAUCAGAGGUCUUGAUUUUCAGCGUCAGACACGUUUCACGUCUAAACUAUUGUUACUUUACAAAGGAUCUCAUGCUUUAGUCUGAGGCCUACAAUUUCCCUGAAACCCUGCCCACAAGUCAGGACAAGCACACCUUGCCCUCAGUAUCCUGAGCUGCUGACUCAAGACUUGAAGCCUGGAGCAGAAAGUGUACAGCAGUACUGAAGUCUGAAAUAAAAUGGAGAAUUGGCCCUUGUUUAAUGCUCUUCUCUUAUUUCUCCAUCAUAAUUGAAAAAAAAAAAACACGAUCAAGACAAUGAACUGCUUUUACUUCCUUUGUACAUAUUUUGCGUUGUUUUGUUAUGCUGUGUUGUGUCUCAUGUAAUGUGUUCUGUCUGGCAAAUUGCACACACUGUGCCUUCUGAAGUGAAAAUGACAUCUGUGCCUUAUGUUUACCAACCUAAGUACUUAAAGACGAAAUUCCAAUUCAGUGGAAUUGCUUUCAUUUUUUAAAAAAAAACAAAAAAAAGUUACACCCUGUUUUUGUCUUUUUUAAUUUUUGUUAAAUAAAGUAUAUAACAUCA
Messenger RNA from Sardina pilchardus (European sardine), 2287 nucleotides. RefSeq names its product ETS domain-containing protein Elk-3-like. Gene Ontology annotation, cellular component: nucleus. The transcript has 5 exons. Gene Ontology annotation, molecular function: sequence-specific DNA binding; DNA-binding transcription factor activity, RNA polymerase II-specific. NCBI's taxonomy places the organism in Eukaryota, Metazoa, Chordata, Actinopteri, Clupeiformes, Clupeidae. Gene Ontology annotation, biological process: cell differentiation; regulation of transcription by RNA polymerase II. The record is from RefSeq and is a predicted model, not a curated record. The coding region runs from base 534 to 1739 and encodes 401 amino acids.